UGAGGUAUGUUGGAAUUUGUAUUCAUUAGUACUGCGGAGUUUGUCACAAGUCGUAUACAUAGCAUACCGGUUUGUAAGAUGAAUCAGUUAUUAUGGGCGUUGGUUUUCUGUGCUUUGUUAUUUGAUUAUGUGAUUGAAGCCUGUGACCCUUGUUCUUGUGAAUGGGAUAGUGAUUGCUCUGGACAACGGGCUAACUGCAAAAAUAAAGCAUUAACAGAAGUACCUUCCACACUCCCCAGCAACACGUGUGCAUUAGAACUAGACAACAACAAUAUAACUUCAAUUGGAGACAAUGUGUUUAAGAAUUUGACAAAAUUGGAGGAAUUGAAACUAACCGACAACAGGAUAACCACAAUCGAAGAUAAUGCAUUCAGUGGUUUGACAAAACUACAUACAUUAUAUUUGGACCGGAACAUGCUAACUGCAGUAAAGAAUAACACAUUUACUGAUUUGAGGGACUUGUUUAACUUGUUUCUAAGUGAAAACAGAAUAACCACAAUUGACGAUAAUGCAUUCAGUGGUUUGACAGAUCUAAAGAGACUAUAUUUGGACCGGAACAAACUAACUGCAGUAAAGAAUAACACAUUUACUGGUUUAAGGAACUUGGGUUUCUUGAUUUUACAUUUCAACAGUAUAUCUUCAAUAGAAUACAAUGCUUUCAAAGACUUGAAAAAAACACUUGGGUCUAUGGUUCUAGGCAACAACAAGCUAAAUAUAGUAAAGGACAACAUAUUUACUGGGUGGACGAGGUUACGGGAAUUGUAUUUAGACAACAACAUUAUAACCGCAAUAGAGGAUAAUGCAUUCAGAGAUUCGACAAAUUUGAAGAACCUUUUGGUAGCAUUUCGAGGAAAGAACGGCAGAGAAUUGCAUCGAUUCUAAAGAAGAAAUAAAUUACCAAUUUAUUGCGUCUUGUGAUGCUAGACGGCAUAUACAUAUUGUUUAUAAACCUUUUAUAUAUAUUUAAAAAAAAACUUUUUCACUUUUUAUUUGAUCUACUUCGAAACAUCUUUGAGCAUAAUAA
Molecule: messenger RNA, 1024 nt
Organism: Saccostrea cuccullata (small rock oyster)
Lineage: Eukaryota; Metazoa; Mollusca; Bivalvia; Ostreida; Ostreidae
Product: insulin-like growth factor-binding protein complex acid labile subunit
Exons: 10
Coding region: 7-882 (291 amino acids)
Cellular component (GO): extracellular matrix
Molecular function (GO): protein binding
Source: RefSeq, a predicted model, not a curated record